Messenger RNA from Actinia tenebrosa (Australian red waratah sea anemone), 641 nucleotides. RefSeq lists its product as uncharacterized. The record is from RefSeq and is a predicted model, not a curated record. Gene Ontology annotation, molecular function: ubiquitin-protein transferase activity. Lineage: Eukaryota; Metazoa; Cnidaria; Anthozoa; Actiniaria; Actiniidae.
UGUAUUUUUAUACCCCAUGCAUAGGAGGCACAAGACUUUGGGGGCCCAAGGAAAGAAUUUUUUCGCUUAUGCUUGGCAAAAAUAAAAGAAACUUAUUUUGAUAAUGGACUAAGAGAGCUAAUGAGAGACAAGUAUACCACAGUUGGAGUUAUACUUGGUCUUAGCAUAAUUCAAAAUGGGCCUUUGCCAAGGUUCCUAAGCCUCGAGAUCCUUGAAGAAGUUUUUGGGAAUGAAAACCUGGGUCCUUGCCUACAAGAACUGYAAGAUGGCCUAAAGAAGACUGGUAUCCACCAGGUUGGGAGUCAAUUACCACUUUUCUUAYRUAUUCUUAAACCAGGKCCCCCAAGCAUUUUAACUGUAAGGAAAUUGAUUAGCCUACUGGAACCCCUAUUCAGUGAGUCAGGGUCAAAUAGAAGGGCACAGGAAAAUGCUGUUUAUGGUCAGUUUGUCAAGUAUUUGAGAGAAGCUGCAAUGGAAGAAGAAAUGGUGUGACCCUGGCACAUAUCCUUAGGUUUACAACUGGAGCUGACGAGGAGCCAGUCUUGGGUUUCAUAAUUAAACCAAGCAUAUCAUUUUUUGAGRCUGUGACAUCGUUCCUUCCAACAGCAAAUACAUGCAUAUCAUGUCUAAAGCUCCCCCGA